UGCGUCUCUAAGUUGCUGCAGCUCGAUGCCUUUAGCUAGCUAAGCUAACGCACGCGUAGCAGAGUUACGAUAGAUAACCUGCUAACUAGCCAGUUUUCUGUUGCCUUUUGUAAGAAAUAUAAACAUGUCGGGGAUUGUAUAUCGAAGCUUAAUUCAGUUGUCCUCGAGAGCAGCUUUGACGUCGGGCUGUGGGUCUUUUGUGGCUACCCCUGUGAGACAGAGUCAUUGGUUUUCUUCAGUGCUUUCAUUGAAGAGCUCGGCGCCACUAAGAGCUGAGCCAAAGAAGAAAAAGAAGGUCGACCCUCGCCGUGAACUUUUGGUAAAAGAGCGUCUGAAGAAAAAAUUGAAGAAGCUUGAGAAAGUCCCACCUGAGCUAAUUCCUGUUGAAGACUUUAUUACUCCAGUCCAUUGCUUUGAUAAGACCAGGAUACGCAGUAAUCCCCUGCUGUCCUUUGAGGAGAGUGAGCGGAGGGACCUGUUGCUUAAAGAAUGGUCUCGCUACAAACACUCACAGCACCAGGCUGAGAUGACAGCCAUUAAGGACGCCAUAGACGCCCAGAAGCAAGCUUUAGAGGAGCUCAAGAUGGAAUCGGAGGACCUCUACAAAGCAGCAGUCAGCCCUGACACCAACCUCUUCCCCUUCACACACCAGGGUCCCUGCUACACACCACCUAUACCAAACUAUGAUCCCCCUGAUGGCAAAUAUAAUGACAUUACACGAGUGUACACACAGUGAACAUGCCCAGUGGCAGUAAGUAAUAUAUAAUGUAACUAUUUCUGGUUUGUCUUGGAAUUGUUGGAGUCAUCUUGUCUGAUUAUAAUACUAGGUAAUGGCACUGAUGCACUUCCAAAUUGUGUUGGUUUACAAUCUAAUUAGUCCAGUCCAGGAAUCUGCUGAUUAAAAAAACACAAAUAUACCAUGGUGUGUUCUACUCUCUACAAUACUGGCCUAGGUUUGCCUUAAGCAUUUUAAAACAAUGGUACAGAGAGUAUUACACAGAUGAUGAUGAUCUUAACACUAUGAUUAUUCUGGAAAACAGCAUAGUUCUGUUAAAUCAGUAUUGGCUUAUCACAACUAUUUAUUUCAAUUGAACUCCUGUGACCAUGAGAA
Electrophorus electricus (electric eel) is the source of this 1111-nucleotide messenger RNA. It is a transcript of the gene mrpl40, whose product is annotated as mitochondrial ribosomal protein L40. Gene Ontology annotation, cellular component: mitochondrial ribosome; mitochondrial large ribosomal subunit. The record is from RefSeq and is a predicted model, not a curated record. NCBI's taxonomy places the organism in Eukaryota, Metazoa, Chordata, Actinopteri, Gymnotiformes, Gymnotidae.